Talpa occidentalis (Iberian mole) is the source of this 1486-nucleotide messenger RNA. It is a transcript of the gene RFTN2, whose product is annotated as raftlin family member 2. Lineage: Eukaryota; Metazoa; Chordata; Mammalia; Eulipotyphla; Talpidae. The record is from RefSeq and is a predicted model, not a curated record. The transcript has 11 exons. The coding region runs from base 200 to 1432 and encodes 410 amino acids.
GGGAAAAUGAGUCUUCCAGAUUUAUUUCUCCAAUGUGACCCUGCUACACCGUAAAGUUUGAGACCCACUCAACUAGAAGAUUACCAAAGAUUUAGAUCCGUAUCUCCCUUUGCUCCUUUUCUUCCUUCUAGAGCUUAAACAACAGAACUUGCUGCUCUCCCUCCCCUAUCCUGCAAUUUAAUUCCUUACAGAUUUUGCCAUGGGGUGCGGACUUAGAAAGCUAGAAGACCCUGAUGAUAGCAGUCCUGGAAAAAUAUUUUCUACUCUGAAGAGACCACAAGUGGAAACAAAAACAGAAUUUGCUUACGAAUAUGUAUUGCUGGAUUUUACUUUACAAGCUUCAUCAAACCCAGAAGUCAUCAAAAUAAAUUCAGUUCUGGAUAUAGUUACAAAAGUGGAAGACUACUAUCUUAAAGGAUAUGUUGUCGGGGCUAUUCAUCCUGUUAUACAGCCCACGGGCCAGCGCAAACAUCUACCUGCAAGUCACCUAUAUAGGGUGGUGCUGUCACGCUUGAAAUUAAGCCAGAAGCAUUCAGCAGCACCCAGUGGACAAAGACGCCCAAGGCUUGUGAUUGAGGAAUGUCCUCUAACUUAUGAAACACAAGCAAAUGACAUAGCAAAGGAAUUGAUAGAAAAGAUUAAUGUAGCCGCUAAAAAAGGAAUGAAAUUUGUUGGAUUCCUAUCACAGCAUUAUCCACCAUUUAAAUAUUGCAAUGGAACCAACCAUGAUGGAGAUUUAGAAUCAACACUACAUGUGAAACACAGCUUAGAGGAAAACUAUAAAAGUUGGAAUGAAGGAACAUUAAGUGGGCAAUCAUCUGAGAGUGGAAUUGAGGAAGAACUUCAUCAUGAAAGUGGACAGUGUCAAAUGGAACAAGAUGGCAGCCCUAGUUCCUCUAAAUCAAGAAAGGGAGAAGAGAAUAAGUUUUACACAGUCUUCAAUGUUUUUGAUGAUGAAUCAACCUGCUGGACCUAUCAGGAAGGCAUCCUGUCAAUGAAAGUAACAAGAAAAGGAUCUGUCAUUAGUACACUUGAUGCUGAUUGGCUGGAAUUAACUACAUUUUAUUACAAGCAAGGCUUGUCUUUAAUUGAUUCUUUUGUAUGCUGGGAAACUUCUAAAGGGGACCAUUUGCCUAAAUCUUUGGAAGGAUUAUUUAUCUAUGAAGAAGAGGGUUCUGGAAUUCCAGGUUCUAGUAAGAAAGGAAAUGAUGCCAUCGUAGUAGAACAAUGGACUGUUAUUGAGGGCUGUGAAAUCAAAACAGAUUAUGGCCCUCUGCUGCACACCCUGGCUGAGUUUGGAUGGCUUCUGACAAGUGUGUUGCCCACCCCUAUACUGAGACAUGACAGUGAGGGGAACUUGGCUACAAAGCAAGUUGUGUUCCUUCAGAGACCUGUUAUGUGGAACUCAGCUGUUCAAACACCAGAAGCAUGAACACAGAUGACGAAGGGUGUACUUGAUAUGAAAAGAGGCUUCUGAACAGCAUAU